Branchiostoma floridae (Florida lancelet) is the source of this 1106-nucleotide messenger RNA. RefSeq lists its product as uncharacterized. The record is from RefSeq and is a predicted model, not a curated record. The transcript is spliced from 3 exons. Bases 22 to 1092 code for a protein of 356 amino acids. Gene Ontology annotation, cellular component: membrane. NCBI's taxonomy places the organism in Eukaryota, Metazoa, Chordata, Leptocardii, Amphioxiformes, Branchiostomatidae.
GGAAGUGCAUAAAGAACAGCUAUGGCACCGGGUGGUGACAACAAUGACGACAAGGAGUUGGACGGACUUUUUCGAGAUAAAACGCCUGAAGAUCCAAAAAAGGACAUCGAUCUCCGAAUCUGGGUCAAGAAUCAUUGGGGUGUGGCCGCCUGCCUUGCAUCCGGGCUUUUCACAGGGUUGGUUCCUGCAACGUCACGAUUCGUACAGGACCGCGGAUACACGGCAUAUCAGCUGAACCUCUUCAACGACCUGCUAAUUAUUUCCGCUGUUCUGUGUGUCGCCAUCUACCAUAGGACAAACCUCCUCCCCACUAACCAUGGACAAGUCUUCCGCUUGAUUUUAAAUGGAGUGGGUCGUUUCUUUGGAAUCCUUUGCCAGAUCUCUGCCUAUCGGUACGCCCCUCCGGCCAACGCAGAAACCGUGAUCAACCCGGGCUCAAUCGUCUUCGUUGUGCUUCUUUCCUGCAUUUUUAUUCAAGAGAUGCCCACACGUAUGACCAUGUUUGGCAGUCUAUGGUGCAUAGCAGGUGUUUCACUACUUGGUUAUAGCGGCAUCACCAACAAGGGCCCGUCAACGGUCGACACAGACGACACUGUUUUAGGAAUGGUACUAGCCGUCGUUGCAGCAUUGAUCUUCGCCAUGCUUAUGACUAACAUUAAAAUGCUGAUGAAAUCCACCUCGAAAACGAUGAUUUUGACAUACACUUACGGCAUAGCCUCAGUUUUGUCAGGGCUAGCAACCAUUUUUACGAGUGAAACAUGGCACCUUGAGCCGACUGCUGCCGCAGUCUUGUUUGCAAACUGUGCAAGUCGUGGUACAGGAAUCGCGCUCAUGUACGUUGGCCUGAAGCUUGUUGAGAUCAAUGCGGCAACAGCCCUGCUACAGGUCAAUGCGUUUUCUGCCUAUGGACUGCAGUGGGCAAUGCUUGGCUUUGUACCGACUGUCUUUGAUGGCUUUGGUUUGACAUGUAUAUUAAUAGGAACAUUUUCUGUCGGUAUAUGGGAGGCGCUUGUUCGUCGGAAAAAAGACAAACACGUUAAAUUUAUGAAACGAUUAGACUUCAAUGUCACACCGCCGAACAAUGACCAGUAAAAGAAACCAGAGUG